AUGGAGACUGCCAGGCCUGAGCUACAGCCUCGGCCGCGCCAACUGCCUCGGGCGACGCCUUCGCGUCCGCUGCGCCCCGCUCCGCCCUCGCUGCCAGUCGAAGGCAGAUCCUUUCGGGCAGCGGCCUCCUCGCCCUCGCCGCCCGCCCCGUGCGUGGCCACCAUUGUGACCAUGGCCUCGUCCUGCGCCGAGGCUCCAGCGUCGGGCCUGCAGCCCAGGACGCGGCGGGUGCUCCAGGUGAAGCCAGAGCAGGUGCUGCUGCUGCCACCCAGGCCUCUGCUGCCUCAGGUCCAGGACCCGGGCGGCCCCGCCCCGCCCGCGCAGGCGCAGGCGCAGGCGCAGGCUCAGGCGCAGGCCCGGCUGCUGCAGCUGAGGCCCGAAUUGCUGCUGCUGCCGCCCGCACCCCAGGGCGCCCCCUACAGGCCCGAGCUGCGCCCCAUGCAGCCCCAGACGCCGCAGAUUAAGAUCGAGAAGCAGGCAGAGCCGGGCUUUGGCUUGGACCCGGCCACCGGACCUUGCAGGGCCGUCCAGGCUGGUGCUCGAACCUCCAGGGCGGCCAAGGUAGACGACCACGGGCUGGCCCUCGACAGCCAUCGAGGGGAGGAGAAGAAGGGCAUGCUGGGGACAGAGGUCAUGAAGGAUGCAGCGGGCGGUGAGGACAAAAGCCUGGCUGCCCUUGUUGGGGAUCGAGUCGUCAAAACCGAGGACCCCGAGGACCACCCCGGGGACUGCAGACUGGGCACGGCGUCCGCCGCCCUGAUCCACGACAGCAAAGAGGUCAUCCUGGCCCAGCCGCCGGGCGCCUUAGGCCUGCAGCAGCAAGACCUCAGGAUCCCUUUGACUCUGCACCCCGUUCCCCCGGGGACCCGGAUCCAGUUCCAGGGGCCUCCACCUUCAGACCUGAUGCGGUUGACCAAGGUCCCCCUGACACCAGUGCCAAUUAAAAUGCAAUCCUUACUGGAGCCAUCUGUAAAAAUAGAAACCAAAGAUGUCCCGCUCACCGUGCUUCCCUCAGACGCAGGAAUACCAGAUACUCCCUUCAGUAAGGACAGAAAUGGUCAUGUGAAGCGACCCAUGAAUGCAUUUAUGGUUUGGGCGAGGAUUCACCGACCAGCACUAGCCAAAGCUAACCCAGCAGCCAACAAUGCAGAAAUCAGUGUCCAGCUUGGGUUAGAAUGGAACAAACUUAGCGAGGAGCAAAAGAAACCUUAUUAUGAUGAAGCACAGAAGAUUAAGGAAAAGCACAGAGAGGAAUUUCCUGGUUGGGUCUAUCAGCCUCGUCCAGGGAAGCGAAAACGCUUUCCUCUAAGUGUUUCCAGUGUAUUUUCUGGUACCACACAGAAUGUUAUCUCUACAAAUCCUACAACAGUUUAUCCCUACCGUUCACCUACCUACUCCGUGGUAAUUCCCAACCUGCAGAACACCAUCACUCAUCCAGUUGGUGAAGCCACACCUGCCAUCCAGCUGCCCACACCCGCGGUCCAGCGCCUAAGCCCCAUCACCCUUUUCCAGCCCAGUGUCUCCAGCAGUGCCCCGGUGGCCAUCCAGACUCCAAGUCUGCCACUGUGCCCAGCAGUUGCACCGCAGCAUUUCACUGGGCCUUCACAAGCUGAUGCUCAUCUGCUGCCUUCUGGACCCAGUCACGUGUUGAAGAGAUCACCUCCCGACCCUCCCGAGAGCACCAGCAGUAUCCCAACCAGUGCAAGUACCACCAAUGCCAGAUUUGCAACCCCAGCCAUCCAGCCUCCCAAGGAGUACUCCAGUGGAUCUGCCUGUCCCAGAAGUGCUCCCAUCCCCCAGCCUUCUCCCAUGCCACAUUCGCACGUCUACCAGCCACCUCCCCUUGGCCACCCAGCCACACUGUUUGGGACACCACCACGAUUCUCUUUUCAUCACCCCUACUUCCUACCUGGACCUCACUACUUCCCAUCAAGCACGUGCCCUUACAGCCGGCCUCCCUUUGGCUAUGGAAACUUUCCAAGUUCAAUUCCAGAAUGCCUGGGUUACUAUGAAGACAGAUACCAAAAACAUGAGUCUAUGUUCUCAGCUUUAAAUAGAGACUAUUCCUUUAAAAAUUACUCAGAGGAGCGCACACACCAUGAAGAUUCUUGGAGCUGCGAGAACUUAGGUGGGACCUCUUGCUAUAAUCACAGCCACGGUGGGGAAGAAUACCUGAAUGCCAUCCCUCAUCUGGAGCUUGGAGCCUUGGAAAACGUGUUCACAGUCCCUACAUCGACUCCCUCUAGCAUCCAGCAAGUCAAUGUUAUUGACAGUGAUGAGGAGGAAGAAGAAAAAGUGCUCAGGAAUUUAUAAUUCUAAAACACAGAUGCACAGAAAAUAAACAUUUCUUAAAAUAUA
Messenger RNA from Octodon degus (degu), 2358 nucleotides. It is a transcript of the gene Sox30, whose product is annotated as SRY-box 30. The coding region runs from base 1 to 2313 and encodes 770 amino acids. NCBI's taxonomy places the organism in Eukaryota, Metazoa, Chordata, Mammalia, Rodentia, Octodontidae. Gene Ontology annotation, biological process: regulation of transcription by RNA polymerase II. Gene Ontology annotation, cellular component: nucleus. Gene Ontology annotation, molecular function: sequence-specific double-stranded DNA binding; DNA-binding transcription factor activity, RNA polymerase II-specific. The transcript is spliced from 5 exons. The record is from RefSeq and is a predicted model, not a curated record.